Molecule: messenger RNA, 285 nt
Organism: Cooperia oncophora
Lineage: Eukaryota; Metazoa; Nematoda; Chromadorea; Rhabditida; Trichostrongylidae
Source: the annotation of a GenBank genome assembly
AUGCGUCUUGGUGGAAAGAAUAAUCAUGCUGAAUACAGAUUCGCACAUAUGACAAGUAUUACUGUGGAAACUCGCCACCGUAUGUUCGUUAUUGAUCUCAUAGAUGCCGAAUUCGAGGACGAUCAUUCAGUUGCGCAUACGUCUUAUAUGCGUGCAGCUGAUGCUGUGAUUCUGCUCUACUCUUGCUCGGAUUCUGCCAGUCUUCUCGCAGCGAUGUCAAUUCAUCGUCAGUUGGCUGCCGUUAGCGAGAGCCGGGUAAAAGUUUUCACAUUAGUUAGUAAUUGA